Molecule: messenger RNA, 1015 nt
Organism: Oppiella nova
Lineage: Eukaryota; Metazoa; Arthropoda; Arachnida; Sarcoptiformes; Oppiidae
Source: the annotation of a GenBank genome assembly
CAAUUAACUUUUUAUUGAAUUUCUGAUAAUAAAUAAAAAAUUGUUAUUAAUUUCUCUGAAAAAUGUAUUUAUUAUACUUAUUGCCACUCAUAGCUAUAGUGAAUGGAAACACCAUUUACUUCAAUGAUUACCCAAUUGAUGACUACCUGGAGGUGAAACAGUCGCGAAACUUUACGGGCAAAUCCAUUUUGGUGACCGGAAGUAGUUCUGGCAUUGGGGAGGGUAUUGUCAAACUGUUCUCCAUAUUAGGCGCUCAGGUAGUGGUCACCGGUAGGAAUGUCACCGAAAUCGAUAAAGUAGCCAAAGAAGUGGAGGAAUUGUCGCCCUAUCAUCUCAAACCAUUGAAAGUAAGGGCAGAUUUGACUAAAAGUGAUGAUUUGCAACUCCUAUUGAAUGAGACGAUCAAAGCUUACGGAAAGAUUGAUGUAUUGGUGAAUAACGCGGGCGUCGGCUCUAUGUCUCAACUGAUGGACAAAGACUUUAUGAAGAGCUACGACAAUGUCGUCAAUAUAGACCUCCGGGCAGUCGUGGCGUUGAAUCAUUUAGCCGUCCCCUACCUCAUGGAAACUAAUGGAUCUAUUAUUCAUAUUUCUAGUAUCGCUUCUUUGGCACCGAAUAACCUGGGUUUGGACUACGCUAUGGCUAAGGCGGCUAUGGAUAUGAUGACCAAGGUUAUGGCACUAGAAUUGGGGCCAUACAUUCGAGUCAAUACUUUAAGUCCCGGUGCUAUACUUACCGAUAGUUUCCGUGACAGUAAAGUCCCAAUUAUUGUGAAACUGAGGGAAAGAGCUCUACAUAACGCUCCCCUUAAGAGAUUUGGUGAACCCCUGGACAUCGCAAAGGGGGUGGCAUUCCUGGCCUCAACCGAUGCCCAGUUUAUUACCGGAACUGAUUUGGUGAUCGAUGGCGGCCUGUCCUGGAAUUACGGCGGAAUUAUCGAAUAAAUUGUAGCUAGGACAUUCAGUAAAGUAUAUUUAUAGUGAUAUUAUAAUUAAAAUUGAAAACUAAUUAUCAA